CUCGUGGACCAUCAGUAGGCGAGCAGCAUCCUUGACGGCCGGUCCGUCUGCAGCCGAUCCCUUUUAUUAUUAUUAUUCUCCUUCUUCUUCUUCUUCUUCUCCUUCUUCUUCUUCCUCUUCUUUCUCUUCUUCAUUUCCCCUUCCCUCCUUUUUACCCUUUAUUUUGCCCCCCUCUUUUAUUCCGUGCGUGUUUCGCCUCGUCAUUUCUAAGCACUUCUCUCUGCUAUUCAGACAAACGUACAAAACAGACGGACCAGCAGACCAGCUCGUAACGAGGCUUUGCGCCAUUGCGCCAGCUCCCAAUCGGUUACCUUCCUUCUUGCCCCAGUUGCCACACACACACCAGAAGAAGAAGAAGAAGAAGAUCUGCCACCAGUUAUAUUUCUGUCGGCUGAAAUCAUUUUUUGUCGUCGGCGAUUCAUUCAAUUCGGCCGACUGCCCCCGGUGCUAACGAUGGCCCACCGACAAGAAAGAAGACCAAGUUAUUGGAGCGGAGGCCGACUGACGUGCACGACCACUGCCGGGACCCUGGUGCUGACGACCGUGUGCUGCUGCUGGUGUUUCGGCCUCCUGGUCCAGCCGGCCAGCUGCGGCAAUCCAGACGCCAAACGACUCUAUGACGACUUGCUCUCCAAUUACAACAAGAUUGUCAGACCCGUCGUCAACAACAGCGACGUCCUCAAAGUCCGCAUCAAGCUCAAAUUGUCGCAGCUCAUCGACCUGAACUUGAAGAAUCAAAUCAUGACGACCAACCUCUGGGUGGAGCAGUAUUGGUACGACUACAAACUCAUGUGGGAGCCAUCCGAGUACGGUGAGGUGAGCAUGCUCCACGUUCCGUCCGAUCACAUCUGGAGGCCGGACAUCAGCCUCUACAACAACGCUGACGGUCACUACGAGUUGAAAUUGAACACGAAAGCCAUAGUGCACCACAACGGUCUGGUGGCGUGGCAGCCGCCGGCCACCUACAAGUCGGCCUGUGACAUUGACGUUGAAUAUUUCCCGUUGGAUAUACAGACCUGUUUUCUCAAACUCGGGUCGUGGACGUACGCGGGUUACCAGGUGGAUCUCCGUCAUCUGGACGAGGUGGAAGGGUCCAACAUCGUCGAUAUCGGCAUGGAUCUCAGCGAGUUUUACAUGUCUGUCGAGUGGGAUAUUUUGGAAGUGCCGGCAGUCAGGAGUGAGAAGUUUUACACAUGCUGCGUCGAGCCCUAUUUGGACAUCACGUUCAACAUCACCAUGCGUCGCAAAACGCUCUUCUACACGGUCAACCUCAUCAUCCCCUGUAUGGGCAUCUCCUUUCUGACCAUAUUGACAUUCUACCUGCCGUCAGAUUCCGGCGAGAAGGUCACGUUGUCCAUCUCGAUUCUCAUUAGUCUUCACGUGUUUUUCCUGCUGGUCGUCGAGAUUAUCCCGCCGACGAGUCUGGUGGUCCCGUUACUUGGCAAAUAUUUAAUUUUCGCUAUGAUUCUCGUUUCCAUCAGUAUUUGCGUGACGGUGGUGGUGUUGAACGUUCACUUUCGAUCGCCGCAAACGCAUCGGAUGGCCCCGUGGGUCCGGCGCGUUUUCAUUCACAUUCUGCCCAGGUUGUUGGCCAUGAGGAGGCCCCAGUGCCGGAUUGACGAGCACUCGAAAUUCGGGCGGCACGUCGUCGUGCGGACGUGCAACGGCUCGGAACUGCGCGACGCCAUGGCGGGCGACAAUGGCGGCGGCGAAUACAUGCGCCGGGCCGCCAAUAAUCGACAAGGCGGCCUCGCCGGUUCCAGUUUCGGCGCUACUUCAAGUCGGGGCGUGACGACGGAGAAUCUCUGCCGCGUUCACGGCUACCCGUCGCGGCGCAAUUCCGUCAUGGUGCGGGACGACACGAUGUCGACGACGACGUUGGCCGCCGCUUCGUCGAUGAUCGGAUCGACCCGGAUAGGUGCCGGCGGAGUGCCCAGCGGCGGAAUUCCCGUCUCCGGGACAGGCGACCACAUCCGCUACAUCGGGCCGGGUGGGAUGCACUCGGCCAAAUGCUCGGCCGAUUUGCACCGCUCCUGUUUUUGCGUGCGAUUCAUCGCCGAGCACACGCGCCUCAAAGAAGAAUCCCUCCGAGUCCGCGAGGAUUGGAAGUACGUGGCCAUGGUGCUGGACCGUCUUUUCCUCUGGAUAUUUACUCUGGCCGUCCUGGUAGGAACGGCUGCCAUCAUUCUACAGGCGCCUUCGCUCUACGACGACCGCGAGCCCAUCGACAAGCAACUGUCUGAGAUCUUCAGCACGGUCAGGAAUCGGCACCAGCAGAAUAAGAAUCCUUUUUAAAGAGCGCUGGAAGGAUCCUUAAAAACUAUACACAUGCAGCACUCUCUCUCUCUCUGUCCCUCUGUGUAUACCAUAGCUUGUAGUCCUAUACAAAGCAACAACAACAACAACAACUGAACAAACCAGAAAGAAGAAGAAGAAAAGAAUCGAAAUCAUCGCUCAGUUGUCCGCGCUCUGUUUUUUGUUUAAUUUUCUUUUUGAUUCCAUAGUAUUUAUACUACUGUUGUGUACACCGGCGUUGCGAAUCUUGUAUAUAGAUAGGCCAUUUUUCACAACUUAUUUGGAGAUUU
This is a messenger RNA of Daphnia pulex (common water flea), 2585 nucleotides long. RefSeq names its product acetylcholine receptor subunit alpha-like. The transcript is spliced from 10 exons. The record is from RefSeq and is a predicted model, not a curated record. Gene Ontology annotation, cellular component: neuron projection; postsynaptic membrane; synapse. Lineage: Eukaryota; Metazoa; Arthropoda; Branchiopoda; Diplostraca; Daphniidae. Gene Ontology annotation, molecular function: acetylcholine-gated monoatomic cation-selective channel activity; transmembrane signaling receptor activity. Gene Ontology annotation, biological process: chemical synaptic transmission; nervous system process; monoatomic ion transmembrane transport. The coding region runs from base 454 to 2295 and encodes 613 amino acids.